GUAUAUGUACCACCUGAGUACUUGCUUUCAAGCUGACGAUUUAUCUGAGUUUGAUAAAGGACAAAUUUUGAUGGCAUGCUGCCUCGGAACUUCGAUCUUGGAAACAGCACGCUUUGUGGGUUGUUCAUGUGAUGCUGUAGUGAGUACAUAUCAAAUGUGUUGCACGGAUGGCCAAACGAUAAACCGCAGCCGUGUGUUGUACGCAGCUCAGGCUGUGGCAGCAGGGCCACUGUGCGACAAAUCACCAGCAUCUACAAAAGUGGUGACCAGGGUGUCACAACUCACAGCACACAAUUCAUCACAGCCUUCUGCGUAUGGGCCUGCGUAGCCAACGACCCAGCCGGGUCCCCAUGCUAACUGCACACCAUCACCAACAAAGCAUGAAAUGGGCCCAAGAUCAUCAAGAUUGGACCAUGGAUGAUUGGAAGAAAGUGGUCUGAUGAAUCAAGAUUCCUGGUGCAUUACAUAGACGGGCGAGCGAGGAUACACCGAUUACCAACAGAGGCUAUGGCACCUGGAUGCACUUUUGAGCAGAAACAAGCCGGCAGUGGUGGUGUUAUGCUGCGGGCGAUGUUUUCUUGGGACACUUUAGGCCCCAUUAUCCCAACAGCACAAUCCCUGACAGCUGUCAAGUAUCUGAACAUUGUUGCGGACCAAGUGCACCCUUUCGUGGCAACUGUGUUCCUUGGCCAUUACCAAAAUGAUAAUGCGCCAUGCUCCAAAUUCAAAUUUACAUGGCCACUGUUUUGUUUGCUAAAGGAGGUCCUACAGGUUAUUAGAUGGGUGGUCAUAAUGUAAUGGUUAAUCUGUGUGUGUGUGUAUAUAUAUAUAUAUAUAUAUACAGUAUACUGUAUUUACUCAACUUUUUCAUAUUGUCAACAGGUCUGUGGUUUGUGCCAACAGUGCCCAUCUACAGAGCGACUAAAUAUGCAGUUGUGGGAUUCAGCCGUGCUAUUGCAGUAUGGCUGUUGCUAUGAAGUCCAACCUUGGGGUGAGGAUCAACAUUCUCUGUCCAGGUGUGGUGAAGACUAACCUGCUGUCCUCUCCUAAUUUAGAGGACCAUUUCGGACAGUUUUCGGAAUUAGAGGGACUGAAGGAGAUGGUUCUGGAGAGAAACGACUUUGAGGUGCCUGAUGAUGUUGCCAAGGCCUCCCUUAUUCUUGUGACAGAUGAAAGCAAGAACAGAGAAAUUUUGAAGAUUGAUGCUGAUGGUAUGGAGUUCAUAUCCCUUCCUGAGCCAUGCGAAAGUAGCCAAUCAGCUUCUUUCUCUGCCACAGCCAAAACUUUCAGAGCUGAUUCCUAAUGCCCGAUUAGAAAUGAAAUGUUAAAGGCUUUGGCAGAGCUCCUAUAAAUUUGGCAGGUUGAGAAUGUACUAAUAUUCCUCAGUUCUAGUUGGCAGUAGACAAUAUGAAAACUUGAGGCAGGCCUAAUAUACUGUAGGUCUUGACUAAAUAAAAGAUCAGGUGAAAGGU
Messenger RNA from Sinocyclocheilus rhinocerous, 1472 nucleotides. Its product is annotated as 15-hydroxyprostaglandin dehydrogenase [NAD(+)]-like. The coding region runs from base 962 to 1303 and encodes 113 amino acids. The transcript has 3 exons. The record is from RefSeq and is a predicted model, not a curated record. NCBI's taxonomy places the organism in Eukaryota, Metazoa, Chordata, Actinopteri, Cypriniformes, Cyprinidae.